CAUCAUCUACACUUUCGCUUUGCAGAGCUGCAUGCACGAUGAUGACUUCGACUUCGAGUGUCAUGAGUGGCUGGAGGUAAAAGCUCCAUGAUGAGGCGACAUUGGAGAAAAUACCUUAAAAUAGUGGUUCUAAUAGUGCUGACCAUCCUCUCAUUGGUAACUUACAUGAAUCGACGAAAGUUAGAAAUCAUUUACACAAACACAUUUGGAGGAAGACCGAAUUCCUACUGUGAGGGGGUAAACUGCCACAGCCUCGCCAGGUAUUUCCAGUUGCCUAUCAGUGAUGUUGACAAGAGCUGCAACAAAACGUGUAAGAGACUGUGGCAACCAGGGUCGUCAGCGUGGUUCGACAGCCGGUUUAAUAACAGCAUAAGUCCAGUCUGGAGUAGACGGAAUGAGGAGCUGAGUAAGGACAUAAAGAAGUGGUGGCUGUCAAUUCGUAACCAAGGUGAGAACAUCUCAGACGUCCUCGACAAAGUCUUCAAACUCAUCCCUGAGAAGCAACCGCUUAACCAUAGACAAGAUGAGUGCUGCAUCAGAUGUGCUGUCGUUGGUAACUCGGGCAAUUUGAGAAAUUCAAAAUAUGGAAAACUCAUUGAUUCUCACCAUCGCGUUAUAAGAGUGAAUUAUGGCCCAACGGAGGGCUACGAGGAUGAUGUCGGGUCUAAAGAAACUCACCGCUUGGCGUACCCAGUCAGUUUCAAUAAUGUAAAGAAAGGAGCCCAUUUUGUCAUGGUGCCUUUUGGGAUCAAUGACAUUAAUUGGUUGAUCAGCGCUCUCACUGAUGGAAAAAUAACCUGGACUUAUGCUCCGGUGUAUCGUUACAUUGACGUCGAUAAAUCAAAGGUUUUACUCUUUAACCCUGCGCUGAUGUACUACGCCAAACAAAACUGGAUUGGUGACAAGGAAAAUUGGCCGUCGACAGGAUUUAUGAUGUUGCUUUUUUCAUUCCACAUUUGUGAUGAGGUGAAUGUUUUUGGUUUUGGUGCAUCAUCAUACGGAGGGUGGGACCACUACUGGGAGCCAGACGCUGGGCCCUGGAACUUCAUCUAUCAACUCGUCUCUCCUCAUAAACACUCCUUUGAGGAGAACCUACUUGAGCGUCUUAGCGAAGAAGGAAAGAUUAAGAUCUAUAGGGGUGUAAGAUAAGAACAUCAAGGAGUCUGAAUGUUAUACUCAUAUUGACUGACAAUGAGUUAAUUAGUGUACGUAUAUUCCCCAGAGGGACUUUGAGUGACCAGAAGAGGGACGGCCUCGAGAAAUAGGUCCCUCUUCUGGUCAUUCACAGGCGCGAGUGGGUAUAGACUUAUGCCAGUAAAUAUGUGUUUUAUAACACACCUCAGUCUUAAAAUGUGAAAUAAGAAAAGAAAUUGGAAAAUAAAGGAAGUGUU
Messenger RNA from Asterias rubens (European starfish), 1391 nucleotides. RefSeq names its product CMP-N-acetylneuraminate-beta-galactosamide-alpha-2,3-sialyltransferase 2-like. The coding region runs from base 88 to 1149 and encodes 353 amino acids. The record is from RefSeq and is a predicted model, not a curated record. Gene Ontology annotation, molecular function: beta-galactoside (CMP) alpha-2,3-sialyltransferase activity. Lineage: Eukaryota; Metazoa; Echinodermata; Asteroidea; Forcipulatida; Asteriidae. The transcript has 7 exons.